Pediculus humanus corporis (human body louse) is the source of this 1590-nucleotide messenger RNA. RefSeq names its product chitin binding peritrophin-A, putative. Gene Ontology annotation, molecular function: chitin binding. Gene Ontology annotation, cellular component: extracellular region. Bases 1 to 1590 code for a protein of 529 amino acids. The record is from RefSeq and is a predicted model, not a curated record. The transcript has 10 exons. NCBI's taxonomy places the organism in Eukaryota, Metazoa, Arthropoda, Insecta, Psocodea, Pediculidae.
AUGGAGAGAAAAAAAAAGAAAGAAACUGUCACGGACCAUUUUCGACUUCCGGGAAUUUUCACGCUUGGUAUAAUACAUGGACAAACCUCAUUGAGAUCAAAUAAACGACAGCAGCAAAGCAGAACAACAUCGACGACAUCGAGUCCUGUGAUUAACGGUGAUGACGAUGAUGAUCCCGCAUUAACCGACGAAUGUCCCGAACCGAAUGGAUAUUUUGCUGAUGCUUAUCAAUGUGAUAAAUAUUACGAAUGCAGAGAUGGAGCCAUUACGGAAAAACUAUGUCCCGACGGUAUGGUUUUCAACGAUUUCAGUCCUCAACAUGAAAAAUGCGAUCUUCCAUUUGGUAUCGAUUGUUCUCAAAGACCGGAACUUCAAAAACCACAGCCGACUCUACACUGUCCGAGAUUGAAUGGUUAUUUCGCACACGAGGAUGCUGGUACCUGCGAUAAAUUUUAUUAUUGCGUAGAUGGAAAAUUUAAUAUGAUAACGUGUCCGGGUGGUUUGGUAUACAAUGAAAAAACAGGAAUAUGUAGUUGGCCGGAUGAAGCUAAAAAAAAAGGAUGUUCAUCCCAAGAUGUUUUUCAAUUUACUUGUCCGAAAGUUAACGAAAGCGAAGCUAAAACUCAUCCACGUUAUGCAGAUCCAGAAGAUUGUCAAUUUUUUUACGUUUGCAUAAAUGGUGAAGUUCCGAGAAGAAACGGAUGUAAAAGAGGACAAGUUUUUAACGAAGAAAAAAGAGUUUGCGAUUGGCCGAGAAACGUGCCUGAAUGCAAAGACUGGUACAAGGGCAUUAUAACAGACGAAGAAUUAGAAGCUCUUGAACAUCCAAAACCAAAGCCUAGACCGAGUGAGGAAACUAUAAGAAAACGAAACGACGCUGCAUUUAAAUGUCCUCAACAUGACGGUUUGUACGAGGAUCCAGUUCAAUGUGAUAAAUAUUAUGAAUGCGUUGAUGGUGAAGCAGUAGAAAAAUUAUGUCCUGACGGUUUGGUUUUCGAUCCGACCAUAAGGAAGGUUAAUAAAUGCGAUCAACCUUUUAGCGUAGAUUGCGGAGAUAGAUUGGAACUUCAACCGCCCAAAUCGAACCAUCUUUGUCCAAGAAGAAAUGGAUAUUUUGCUCACCCGGACGAAUCCGUUUGCAAUAUAUUUUACAAUUGCAUCGAAGGAGAAGCAACGGAAAUCGUAUGUCCUACCGGUCUUCAUUUCGACGAAUAUUCAGGUACCUGCGUGUGGCCAGAUGCAGCUGGAAGAACGGGUUGCGGUAAUAAAGAAGCGAAAUUGAAAGAUGGAUUCAGUUGCCCUAAGGAAAUUCAAACGGAUUCCCGAGGUCAAGCAGUUGCUCAUCCAAUGUAUGCUCACCCUGAAGACUGUCAGAAAUUUUACGUUUGUUUGAACGGUGUUACACCCAGAGAACAAGGUUGUUCGUUAGGUCAAGUUUAUAAUGAAGAAACUGGAAAAUGUGACGAACCAGAAAAUGUUCCGGGAUGCGAGGAUUGGUACAAAGAUGAUCCCGAUGUUCAAAGAGCUAAACAAGAUGAAAAAUUAAGAGAAGCUGCGGCGAGCAACAGAGCUAAAUACCGACAAAAAUAA